UUCUGUUGGUAGUUUUUCUGUUAAAAUGCCACUUUUUGGUAAUAAAUUUUCACCCAAAAAAACUCCACUGAGGAAAAGUAGUGUCAGUUUAAAAAGUAAUCAUUUAGAUGAACUAGUUGAUGAUGAAAAACGUAUUAAACUUAAUUUAAGUGACCAAAAGUUAAUUUUUGUCAAUGGUGAAUGGAGACCCAGCUCAGGUAAAAAUAGUUCUAUUUACAAAUUAAACGAAAAACUGAAAAAAAGAAACGAGGAAUUAGAAGAGGAGAACAAUCUUUUAAAAUUAAAAUUCGAGGUUCUUUUAAACAUGAUGACACAAAUUACUGCAGAGCAUCAACUACAGGACGAGGUUAUACAGGGGUUAAAAGAAACAAACUUUAGGGAAUGAGAAACUUUUUUUGGAACUAAUCUAUGGCUAAGGCACUUAAAUGGUUAGAAUUAAAUAAAUAAAUAUGUACAUAGACUGAUAUUUUGGGGUCCUAGUUAGGACAGUUUGGCUUUGUAUGACCUGAAAUAUUUAGAAUUGUUAUAAUUUUUUUUUAAAUUAAAAUAAAAGUAUAAAUUUAC
Sitophilus oryzae (rice weevil) is the source of this 564-nucleotide messenger RNA. Its product is annotated as protein chibby homolog 1-like. Bases 26 to 385 code for a protein of 119 amino acids. NCBI's taxonomy places the organism in Eukaryota, Metazoa, Arthropoda, Insecta, Coleoptera, Curculionidae. The transcript has 3 exons. The record is from RefSeq and is a predicted model, not a curated record.